Messenger RNA from Equus quagga, 2887 nucleotides. RefSeq names its product family with sequence similarity 228 member A (gene FAM228A). The transcript has 9 exons. The record is from RefSeq and is a predicted model, not a curated record. NCBI's taxonomy places the organism in Eukaryota, Metazoa, Chordata, Mammalia, Perissodactyla, Equidae. Bases 225 to 1217 code for a protein of 330 amino acids.
CCCGCGAGUUACUGACGAGGCCCUCCCGGGAGCGCGGCGGGAGGACCGCACCCCCUUUUAAACUGAGCCCCGGGCGCCGAGGGGUGCUGUUGGUUGGCUGUACUCAGCGACACUCCCCGGGGCGGAGCAGGGGUUCACACCGCUCUCCGAGCCCAACCCAGCCGCUCCACCGCAACGCCCUCCUUGGUGUCCUCGGCUGACCCUCCUCUCGGGGUUGGGUCCCCAUGGCCGCCGCGAAAACGGCGCGCUGUGAUGCACAUUUCAGGCCAGAAAAACUGAAAGAAUGGCCGGAGCCUGACUCAGUUUCUUUAAUGGAGGCAUUAGCUAGAGAAGACAUUGAUGAAGCUGUACAUGCAAUAUUAUUUAGAGAAAAUUAUGUUGUGAAGAAAUUGGAUAUGUAUUUUCACCAUCUGGAUAUUUUUAAGGAAAGAAGAAAGGAGAUGUUACAUAAAAAAUGGAUUCAAAAUGUUGCAGAGCCUCUUCAGCAGAGAAUUAUGGAAAAAGUAAUUUCAUAUAGAGGGUUGGAAAAAACGAAACAAGAGAAUUUUAAAUAUUUUUUAAAGCACGCAAAUAAAACGGAAAUGAUUGGAGACCUGUGUGAUCCUGAGGUAUACAAUCCUUUUUAUAUGAUGAAAAAGGACCCAAAUUAUGGAAAGGUUACAGUCCCACCGUUUUAUGAUCCUCUGUUUAGAAGACAGCAAGAGAUGGAUGAAGAGAAGAGAGCUAUUUUUCAAUACAAGACAGGAAAACGAUAUACCUUAAAAGAAUUUAAAGAACUAGAGAAGGCCAGGCUGUAUGCCAAAUUGCCACAGUUCACUUUCACUCUGCACAGUGUGAUUCCAAAAGAACGGCACAAAGCCUCUGCGAGACCUGUGAGAGGGAGGGCCCGUGGGGGAUGCAGUCCUGAAAAGCUUAUCUGUGCAGAAAAGAAAUAUCUGCCUGAUAAAGAGAAAAAGACCACCGACCUAAGUCAGGUUGUUUUUGAAAGGCAGUUUCAUUGCUCGAAGCUCAGCCAGGGGAAUAACAGGAAGGAAAAGAAGGAUCUGGUUUUAGGAACCAGAAGGAACAGACCCCAAUCCUGGGCAGCUGGAGAAGGCCGGCACAGAAGGGGGCCCCAGCCUAUGGAGAGAAGAGUGAUGACAGCAGAGGUCCUGGCGCAGCACCUGGCCGCCCUGCAGCUGGGGGUCCAGCGGGACAGCCGGAACUGCAUCAGCUAAGUGGAAAGAUAUUGCAAGAAAUAUCCAGAUAAUAAUAGUUGCUGUUUAUCGAGCACCUGCUGUGAACCAGGAACUGCGUGAGGUAUCUUAUAUUCAUUUAAAGGUUUUUCACAGCAAGAUAGUAUUUCUCUCAAAACAUGAAGCUCAGAGAGGUUCAGUGGCUUGCUCAAGGUCAACUGCAUGGCUUGAAAGUGCAGCGUUCUGUUCCAAGUCCAGUCCCUCUGGUCCCAAAGCACACGUUCAUUCUCUCUGCUCACCUCCACCCAGACUUGGUGAUGUCAGUCACGCUGCUCAGAAUUUGGGUCCUCUUUCCAAGACCGGACUUAGCCCGCUCGCCUGCCUCGGCACCCUCACCCUGACGAGCGCUGAAGGGGCUCGCUGGGCCUUCCUCACGGCUGCUCAGUCCUUCCCUGUGGAUGUGUGAGUAUUCUCAGGGUGCAUCCUCCUCUCCCCUCCCCAUGCCCUUCAGAAAAUCAGGAGAGAACUUGAUUUCUUAAGGGCAGAGCUGCGUUCCUAGGGCAGAGGGGGUGACUGAAGUUGCUGGGGGUGCUGACAUUGAGUUUCCUCUAUAGUUUUGUAGAAGUCUGACUCACAUCCCCCAGGCUCCUCUGUCCUAACUCUGAAAAGAGUCUGAUGUAUCUAGACGUAGAGAAAUGGCACGAGCCACAGUUCAUCCCAGUGAGAGAUCAAGUCCCCACUGUCCUGGGGAAAGGGUUAUUCUGUAGCUAUGGUCACAAAUAACCCCAGAGCUGGCUUUAGACCUGCCUGACGCAUCAGUAACAGCCUGUUGCUUUGGAAGUCAGCCAGUCAGAGGCAGCGUUGUUGGACAUCACCCUACAUCCGCCUCCAUAACCAACACAAAAUUCGUUUCCCAAACCCUACAGAAGAUCAGCAGUUUGCUUUACUCAGCAAGGCCGUGCCUGAGCAGCCAAACUUUCCCUUAAUUAAGCAACAGAGUCAGUUUUGGUUUCGGAUACAGAGUGGUGUCUUCCUUCAACACAGGCAUACUUCUCUUAUGUGUAUGUUGUAACCAAUCCAGGCCCAGGAUCAACGCCUGAAAUGAUUAAGUGAUGGGUUUUUAAAAAUAUGAAUAUUCUGAAUUAUGUUUCCCGGCUCUUCUUUGUCCAGUGAUUAGAGUUCAAUGGCAAUGGGAGCUGUGGUGGAGGGACAUUUGGAUCCUUCCUGCUCCUCCAGCUCCUUGAGAGGACCUGCUCCCUGAGAAAUCAGGGCUCCCGUGGCCUCAGCAAUCCCUUCUAGAAGACAGAUCUUUUUCCCAGUUAUACUUAUUAACCUAGGGUUUAGUGUAUAAGACCUUAUUUUUAAAACAAAUUUCAUACUUCAAAAUCCAGAAGCCAAACAAGCCGCUCUGACAGGUGUGGCUGUGGCUCUGACAGCACUGGGCGGGGGGAGAGACAGGUGCUUCUGGAGCUGGAGGGGCUGAGGGCCUGCCGAUGAUGCUUAAUACUUGAGCAUUUCCUUUACUCCUAAGUUACCCCUGAAGUUUCUACUCAACUAGGCAAGCAGAAGGACUCAAAGGGUCUGGUCUAGCGCCCACAGAGGUCAUUUAGUCUAGCCAUCAAAGAAACAUUAGGUAAAUGUAACAGAGUCGCAGAGCAAGUCAAUGUUAGAGUCAAGACAAGGCCCUGGGGUCUCCUGGACGCUCCCCAUCC